Molecule: messenger RNA, 1245 nt
Organism: Drepanopeziza brunnea f. sp. 'multigermtubi' MB_m1
Lineage: Eukaryota; Fungi; Ascomycota; Leotiomycetes; Helotiales; Drepanopezizaceae
Cellular component (GO): cytoplasm
Source: RefSeq, a predicted model, not a curated record
AUGCCAGCAACAGACGCCUCAGCUGGUCCCAGACCAGAACCAGAACCACUUACCAAGCUCCCCUUCGAACCAGUCACCAAGUCACAUAUAUUGAAUUGCUCCUACGAUUCCUGGCACCCAAAAUACCGCAACUCAGCCCUCAAAUCCCGCAUCAUUCCCCUCACCCCCGCCUUCCUCUCCUACCUUCGCGAAGACGGCAUCGUCCUCCCAAGCGAAACACCUACCUUCCCACCCCCAUCAACAUACAAAGAUGACAGUACAAUUUCCGACUGGGACGAAGAUCCAACACCAGAUCCCUCCCUUGUCUUCUCCGCUAUUCAUCAACAAAUCAAAGACACAAUCGCUGAGUUCGGUGGUCUCGUCGCCCCGAAGCUUAACUGGUCUGCUCCGAAAGACGCGACAUGGAUUUCUAUGAAGAAGAAUAGCAUGGAGUGCUCUACACCGAAUGACAUAUACUUGCUCCUCAAAUCUUCGGACUUCGUCACUCACGACCUCGAGUACGCUUUCGACGAUUGCGCAGAAGACGAUACGGUCAAGCAAGAAGAUAUAAACUACGUUCUUGUUCUACGGAAAUGGUUCAGAGUCAAUCCAUCUUGCGAAUUCAGAUGCUUCGUAAAGAAUAGACGAGUAAUCGGGAUCUGCCAGCGGGAUUUGAAUCAUUUCGAUUUUCUGUUCCCACUGAAAGACAGAAUACGCGAUACAAUACUGGACUAUUUCGAGAACACAUUGAAGGAAUCCUUCCCAGAUAAGGACUUUGUUUUUGAUAUCUAUUUACCGAAACCCUAUGACAGAGUACGACUGGUAGACAUAAAUCCCUGGGCACCCCGCACCGAUCCUUUACUCUUCUCCUGGUUGGAACUCCUCACGAUGCCACUACCCAAACCGCUGCUGGGAAUCCCAGAUUCAGAUUCAACACCUUUAGAAAAAUCUAGCGACGAAGACACGACGACUGAGGACGAGGACGCAGAGGAAGUCGCUUGGAAGCCGGAGAUGCGGUUAGUGAGGAAAGAUGACCCAGAAGCAUACAGUUUCGCCAGCCCGCAAUAUAGUGCGCAUAAGCUGCCAAGAGAUGUGGUGGAUGCGAGUCUGGGUGGUGAAAGCGCGAUGAGAGACUUUGCGAAUAAUUGGAAGGGCAUGAUGGAGGGGGGUGUGGGUAUGCAGGGGCCUGGGGAGGAAAGCGAUACCGAGGACGAGGACCGGGUCAUGGGAUUAAUGCGGGAGUGCGCACUAGAUGGCGGUAAAUGA